CCAACAUGCCUAAAGGAAAGAAGGCCAAGGGGAAGAAGGUGGCACCUGCUCCUUCUGUGGCUAAGAAGCAUGAGGUUAAGAAGGUUGUGAACCCCCUGUUCGAGAAAAGGCCGAAGAACUUUGGCAUUGGUCAGGACAUCCAGCCCAAACGGGAUCUGACCCGGUUUGUGAAAUGGCCCCGGUAUGUUCGGUUGCAGCGUCAGCGGGCUAUCCUGUACAAGCGUCUGAAGGUCCCGCCUGCGAUCAACCAGUUCAACCAGGCUCUGGACCGCCAGACCGCUACCCAGCUGUUCAAGUUGGCUCACAAGUACAGGCCUGAGACCAAGCAGGAGAAGAAGCGCAGGCUGCUGGCUCGUGCUGAACAGAAGGCUGCAGGGAAGGGAGAUGUCCCAACUAAAAGGCCACCCGUCGUUCGUGCAGGUGUGAACACAGUCACGUCACUUGUAGAGAGCAAAAAGGCCCAGCUGGUUGUGAUCGCUCAUGAUGUCGACCCAAUCGAGCUGGUGUUGUUCCUGCCUGCUCUGUGCCGUAAGAUGGGUGUCCCAUACUGCAUCGUUAAAGGAAAAGCCAGACUGGGCCGACUUGUGCACAGGAAGACCUGCACCUCUGUCUGCUUCACACAGACCAACCCUGAGGACAGAGCGGCUCUUGCCAAGCUAGUGGAGGCCAUCAAGACCAACUACAAUGACAGAUAUGAGGAGAUCCGUCGUCACUGGGGAGGUAACAUCAUGGGUCCCAAGUCGACUGCUCGCAUUGCCAAACUUGAAAAGGCAAAGGCCAAGGAGCUGGCUACCAAACUUGGCUAAACUCCUAGCAUAUGUGUGUUUAUUAGUAAAACAAUAAACAAAAAAACCCCAAAGA
This is a messenger RNA of Ictalurus punctatus (channel catfish), 861 nucleotides long. It is a transcript of the gene rpl7a, whose product is annotated as ribosomal protein L7a. The record is from RefSeq and is marked provisional. NCBI's taxonomy places the organism in Eukaryota, Metazoa, Chordata, Actinopteri, Siluriformes, Ictaluridae. Gene Ontology annotation, cellular component: ribonucleoprotein complex. Gene Ontology annotation, biological process: ribosome biogenesis.